Molecule: messenger RNA, 1500 nt
Organism: Fusarium poae
Lineage: Eukaryota; Fungi; Ascomycota; Sordariomycetes; Hypocreales; Nectriaceae
Exons: 2
Coding region: 1-1500 (499 amino acids)
Biological process (GO): water transport; glycerol transmembrane transport
Cellular component (GO): plasma membrane
Molecular function (GO): water channel activity; glycerol channel activity
Source: RefSeq, a predicted model, not a curated record
AUGGCUGGACCCCAAGACCAGAACCACGACUACUUCUCAAAACCAACUACUCCAUCAACACCAGGCCAAGCCCAUCUUAGCAAUGUCGCGAAUCGCAUUCCUAGCACUAUCUCAGAUAGAGAAUCAGAUACUGGCCGUGCAAAAUCGACACACUCCAGACAUCGUGCACUCCACGGUCUACCUUCAACAUUCAUGUCGCACUUGAGUCGACGGCCAGCUACCUCCACAAGGGGCUUUUCCCGUAUGUCCAGCGAGGGAACCGCAUCUCGUCCUACAGCACCUCAACAUUCUUCUCAUCAUCACCACUAUGCCCCUGCUGAAGAUGGAUACUAUCAAGAGAAUCCAUGGUUUGGUGAGGCGGAUAAGAAACCCAUCUUCAGUCUUGGAAAACCUCUACCUCACAAAGUUCGUCGCAAAGUUUUGAAGCCCAUCAGACCAGAUGGAAGGGUUGAUGAGGAAAUGGCCAUCGUCAAUGAGGAAUCUGCCCACGAGCCUCACCCUGGUUAUGCCUCACGAACAACCUCUGGGCAGCCUUACCGAAUGGAGACCCAAAGUAGCCUCCUCUCGCGAGAUAUACAACGCCAACAGACUCGAACUACAGCAGCUGGUGUUGCUCAUAAUGAUAGACGAAACGACGCAGGUCAGCCAGUCUUCGAGUAUGUUCCUGGUGAGGGGACACCAACACCAGGGCACCGAGAUCCUGCUUCCAGGGUAAAAUCAAAGCAGGACAACGACCAUUCUCCGCCAGAUUUCAAGAUAGAUGGUGAGCCUUUGGGGCAACAAGAGAAGCCUUGUGUGGAAUCUGGCGAGACAGAUGCAAAUGAGAUGAGAAACUGGUGGGCGAGAAUACGCGCGAAGCAUCCUGAACCGCUCGCUGAGUUUCUUGCUACUGCCGUAGCCAUCUUUCUCGGUCUCACUGGUACUCUGUCUGUGAACUUGUCAGCCAAACAAUCACAACCAUACGGCACCUAUGAAACAUCGUGCUGGGCUUGGGGCUUUGCUUGGAUGUUUGGUAUCUAUCUCGGUGGUGGUGUCUCGGGUGCCCAUAUGAACCCUGCCAUCUCCGUCUCGCUGUCGAUAUUUCGUGGAUUCCCUUGGAAGCAAUGCGCCAUCUACGUGUUCGUGCAGUUUGUCGCCAGCAUUGUCGCUGGAGCGUUAGCUUAUGCUAUCUACGCCGACUCGAUCAACUAUGUGGACCCCGAUAUGGCGAAAAUGUCCAUGACAUUCUUCUCCACGCCUCGAGAAUGGGUCACACUCAAGUCAGCAUUCUUCAACCAAGUGGUCGGUAGCGCAAUCAUGAUGAUCGCUGUUUUCGCUCUUGGAGAUGAUCAAAACAACCCACCCGGCGCUGGAAUGCACGCUCUAGUCUUGGGCUUCCUUGUGACAACCCUCAAGUUCACUUUGGGGUACAACAUUGGAUCUGCGUUGAACCCUGCUUCUGAUUUUGGGCCACGAGUUGUUGCAUAUACUUUCCCUGCUUACCAUGAUUUCCGGGAAUAA